AUGCCUUCUCUCCGCACGCUUGGGAAACUCGCUCUGGGUGGUGCGCAGAUGGUGCUGGCGCAGGGUGGUGUGAACCCGUUCGAAUCAUGCUCGAACCCGCAGUUGAGCUGCCACAACACGACGGUUGUCCAGGACCUGUGUUGCUUCAAUGCGCCUGGUGGACAGCUGCUGCAGACGCAGUUCUGGGACACACAUCCCGUCACAGGUCCGGUUGAUAGCUGGACGCUGCACGGCUUGUGGCCCGACCGCUGCGACGGCACCUACGAUGCCAACUGCGACUCGUCCCGCUCCUACUCCAACAUCUCCGCCAUUUUGAAAUCGUUCGGCGCAGAUGACACACUCUCCUUCAUGCAGACAUACUGGAAGGACUACAGCGGCAACGACGAGUCGUUCUGGUACCACGAGUGGGCGAAACACGGCACCUGCAUUUCCACGCUCGAGCCGGAGUGCUACACCGAGCACAAGCCCACCGAGGAGGUCGUUGACUACUUCAACCGCGCCGUCUCGCUGUUCAAGACCCUCCCCUCCUACGAGUGGCUCGCGGCCGCCGGCAUCACACCCAGCAGCUCGCAGACAUACACAUUCCAGGCCAUCCAGAAUGCGCUGGCAGCAAAGAGGCCCGGCGUGGAAGUGACUCUGGGCUGCAAGUCUGGCCAGCUGAACGAGAUCUGGUACCACUACGACGUGCGCGGUUCUCUGCAGACCGGCGACUUUGUGCCUGCCAACCCCGACGGCACAAAGUCGACCUGCCCGCAGACGGGUAUCAAGUACCUGCCCAAGGGUGGCAGCCAGCCAUCUGCAACCAGCACCACUGUGGGCGGUCCGGCGCCGACGAGUACCUCUGCACCAGGCACGCCGUUCAGCGGGAAGGGGUAUAUCAAUGUUGAGGUCAGCGGCGCGAACAAGGGCUGCAUCAUCAGUAAGGGCACGUGGUACACUACCGGCACCUGCGCGACAUUCACAGCCACUGAGCUCGACAGCGGCUUCACAUUGUCCAGCUCGAAGGGCAAGUGCGGCAUCGUUGGAGGCGCGCUGACCUGCGAUGCAAGCGUUAGCUCUGGCACUGGAUUCACAGCAGUCGACGGCAGUCUCGCAGCCGGUGGAAACGCCGUUUGGAGCGCUGACAAGGCCGCCAGCGGAAGCACGCAGGUACCUGUGUAUGCGGGAGGAGAUCACGCGCAGCAGUUCGCUCUGACUUGGCAGGGUGUGUAG
Molecule: messenger RNA, 1212 nt
Organism: Boeremia exigua
Lineage: Eukaryota; Fungi; Ascomycota; Dothideomycetes; Pleosporales; Didymellaceae
Product: ribonuclease T2-like protein
Exons: 2
Coding region: 1-1212 (403 amino acids)
Biological process (GO): RNA catabolic process
Cellular component (GO): extracellular region
Molecular function (GO): RNA binding; ribonuclease T2 activity
Source: RefSeq, a predicted model, not a curated record